Molecule: messenger RNA, 2351 nt
Organism: Acanthopagrus latus (yellowfin seabream)
Lineage: Eukaryota; Metazoa; Chordata; Actinopteri; Spariformes; Sparidae
Gene: asb3
Product: ankyrin repeat and SOCS box containing 3
Exons: 10
Coding region: 146-1834 (562 amino acids)
Biological process (GO): intracellular signal transduction; positive regulation of transcription by RNA polymerase II
Cellular component (GO): nucleus
Molecular function (GO): transcription cis-regulatory region binding; protein binding
Source: RefSeq, a predicted model, not a curated record
CUCGGGGAAGCUAACGCUAACGCUAACUCUGCUGCUCAUCUGCACUACACCGACCGUGUGGCAGCACGCGACAGGAUGUUGUGGUGUGACGUCAUUAAACAGCGACGCGUGAGAUGCCAUCUCAGGCUGUGAUGCUGAUGUGGACAUGGACUUCACAGAGUGCUACAGAGACACGGUGUCCAGUGUUGCUGCCGCAGCUCGCUCGGGCUGUACGAAGCAGGUGAGGAGGCUGAUUCAGAGACGCUUCAGUGUGGACUGUCGGGACAACCGCGGCUGGAAUGCUCUGCAUGAAGCUGCAGCCGCCGGGAGUAAAGGCUGUGUGCAGGAGAUUCUGACUGCAGCCUGCGCAGCAGGCUCCUCCCGUGGCUGCCGUGCUUAUGUGAACUCUUUGACGCAUGAGGGAGAAUCUGCAUGUUACCUGGCAGCGAAGCAUGGACACCUGGCCGUGGUCCGACUUCUCAUAAAAGCACAUGCCAACAUCAACCAGCUAACAAAUGACUUGUCCUGUCCUUUGUAUGCAGCUGUAGACGGUGGGUACAAGGAGUUGGUAGAACUGCUGAUCAGUAAAGGUGCAGAGGUCAACAGAACACACACCGCGUCCUGCUGGACCUGUCUUCAUCAAGCUGUGUAUAAGGGUCACAGUAAAAUUGUGGAUAUACUGGUUAAUGUGUGCAACCUGGAGGCAGUAGAUGACCACAAGAUCUCCCCUCUCUUUGUGGCUGCACAGUAUGGACAGCAGGAAUGCCUAGAGAUCCUUGUGAAUGCUGGUGCCAAUGUGAACAUCCAGGCAGUUGAUCUUGCCACACCACUGCUGAUUGCCUCCCAAGAGGGCCACCAGGCAUGCGUGAAUUUCCUGUUGGACCACGGAGCAGAUCCCAACAUGGCCUGCAGUCACGACUGGCCCCAGCUCCCCAUUCACGCUGCCGCUGAGUUUGGCCACAUCGGUGUCCUCAGGAGGCUGAUAGCUGUUACUGAUCGUGUGUGUGACCGUGGUGAUGGCACGGUUAGUCCACUAUACUUGGCCAUCCACAGGCAUCAGAACAAGAGUGUCGAGAUGCUCUUGAGGGAAGGUUAUAGCCCAGAUGCUCAGGACUGCACACACAUCCUUGGCCUCCAUUCACCACUCUCUUUCACCUUGUCUCAGACAUCGAACAAACCAUACAGUGAAUCGGUGAGGUUGCUGGUAGCUGCAGGAGCUCGUCUGAGUGAGGAAGACUGGAUUUAUGCCUUGGCCACUGACAAAACAGACCUGCUGCAACUGAUAUUUGAGCACAGAUGGAUCCCCCGACCAGAGACUUUGACCAAUGACUGUUCUGCAUCGAAUCACCAUGGGAAAGCUAUAUUAAAACUGCAGGAACUGAGGGAUCUGCUCUGUGUGGCAUUACACCAAAUCCAUUUUGCUGCCUGUUGGCUUCCUCUGCUUCUGAAGGCAGGACUGGAACCUUCUUUGCUGCUUCAGUCUCAUAUGUUGGAACAGGCCGACAGCGAGGUGUUGAAUUACCUGCUAGAGUUUGUGAACUGGUCAACUCUGUCCCUAAGUUUGAAACAUAUUCUGGAUCGAAGACGGGUGGCGAACACUUGGCAACCGUCUCCACAUUUUGACUCCAUUACCUCUCUUUCCCACAUCUGUCGACUGCAUGUGAGGUCAGUGUUGGGACCAGAUCUACUGAUGAGGACCAAUGUAGUCCAACAGCUACCUGUUCCCGCCCCACUUCACAGCUUCCUCCAAUUCAGAAACAUCCCAGACGCUUCUUACAAACACUCACCGCCAUCACCGCUUUCAAAUCGAAUACAGAGAUACCGUAGCACACACCAACACAGACAUGUUCUGUAACCCCAUCUAGUUUACCUCUGUAUGUUGCUUUAAGAUUGUUAAAAUCCAUGUUUCACAUAUAUAUCUCUAUCAGCUUGUAACAGCUUAUUGUGGAAGUAUGAUGAUUGAGUGAUAUAUUCAAACCCAGGAGUAUUUGUGGGAUCUUCUGAGACUUUGGGAUCACAAGAAUUUAGAAUAUAAGUGGGGUCUGAACAAAGUGUGACUAAACAGGUGGGCUACUGAGGUUUAAAACACUUGAUAAGAUGGUCGCAUGAUUGCAGAUAGUAUUCGGGCCAGGGGUGAGAAAACAAAACAAGAAGAGGAAGUUUUUCCUUGAUGAUGCACUUUGAGAAGUCAAAAUAUGGAGAAUAAAGUCAACUCUUCUGGUCCAUCAAAUCAAAUAAAGGGAGCAGCUGUAAGUUAUGCAAGCUAAGCUCAAAGAGAAAUAAUAAUAACUUAUUUGCAUAUUUUAUAAAUGGACCAGUGCUGUUUGUUUUCACUUGUUUCUUGUGACCAUUAAAGUUAUUUUUUAAUUUGA